Messenger RNA from Dermacentor albipictus, 1202 nucleotides. Its product is annotated as putative nuclease HARBI1. The record is from RefSeq and is a predicted model, not a curated record. Lineage: Eukaryota; Metazoa; Arthropoda; Arachnida; Ixodida; Ixodidae.
AUGGCAGCGUCCCGAACGGAUGUCGCGCGGAGGUUAGCUGCUUUCGAGUUUGCUUGCCACGCCAUGGAUACAGCAUUUUCAGAGGCGCAUUCCUUGCCAAGAAUUCCGCGACCCGCCCUACGUGACCGAGGGAAUCCGAUGGAGCUGUACGACGACCAACAAUUCCUCGGUCGCUACAGAUUCACGAAGAACGCCGUGCGACAGCUUCUCGCUAUGUUGCCUAUCCGGGAAAGCGGUGACAACAGAGGACAGCCUGUGCCUCCCAUGCUGCAGUUGCUGAUGGCUCUGAGGUUUUACGGUGCUGGCACGUUUCAAACAGUCACCGGGGAUCUGGUCCGCAUUCCUCAGUCAACAGUGUGCCGCGCAGUUGGAAAGAUGACUCUGCUCAUCGCGAAGCACCUGCGCCCGAUGCUGGUGCGCUUCCCGCAGUCGGCCAGACUUCCCAAAGUGAUGCGGGAUUUUUAUGAAGUGGCUGAAUUUCCUGGCGUAACCGGAUGCGUUGACUGCACACACGUGCGCAUUAAAAGCUCCGGCGGUGACGACGCGGAGGUCUUCCGUAACCGCAAGGGCUUUUUCUCCAUCAACGUGCAGGCUGUCGCCGGACCACACUUGCAAUUUUUUGACAUCGUUGCCGGCUGGCCAGGUUCGGUGCACGAUAGCCGAAUUUUUGACAAUUUCCGCUUGCGGGUGCUCUACGAGGAGAGCAGGGUGCCUGGAGUGUUGCUGGGAGAUGCGGGGUAUGCAUGUCAGCCAUUCUUGCUGACACCGCUCUCAGAUCCUGGCCCAGCACACACACCACAAGGAAGGUACCAGAAAGCCCACAUAAGGACACGCAACAUUGUUGAAAGGGCGUUCGGCGUCUGGAAGCGCCGCUUUCCUUGCCUGGAUAUGGAGCUGCAGCAUAAGGAGGCAAACAUCGUCCUCAUUAUAACAGCCUGUGCAGCACUGCACAACUUGGGUUGUCUGCUGAAGGAGCCGCAGCCUCCUGUUCACAGAGUUCCCGCAAGCCCCUCCAGCACGACAAGGGCAAAUCGAACACUGCACUUGCCACCAGUUGAUCGCCUCACUGACAGCUUUUCAGGAAUGCAAGCACGGCAGCUACUUAUCCAGAAGAGCUUCACUUAGGUAAAGACUGCAGAUUUCUCCACAGUGUGCCAUACAUCUGAACUCAAGCAUAAUUGCGAAGUGCACCUACGUGCACG